Eimeria mitis is the source of this 1212-nucleotide messenger RNA. RefSeq lists its product as uncharacterized. The record is from RefSeq and is a predicted model, not a curated record. Lineage: Eukaryota; Apicomplexa; Conoidasida; Eucoccidiorida; Eimeriidae.
AUGUGGCGUGCUGCUGCGUGCUGCCAGCCGCUAAUUAGGGCGAAGGCUAUUGAGGCGCUGCCGUCUGUAUGUGGCGUGCUGCUGCGUGCUGCAGCAGCAGCAGCAGCAGCAGCAGCAGCAGCAGCAGCAGCAGCAGCAGCAGCAGGAGAUGCAGGAGGAGCAGCAGCAGAAGCAGUGCGUGAUGAGAAGAAAAAAAAGAUGCAGCAGCAGCAGCAGCAACUGCUGCUGCUGCUGCUGCGGCCCUCUGUAUUGGAUGAGCUCAGGGGCUGCUGCUUAGAACACAGCAAGACAGUGGUGCGUCGUGCUGCGCUGCUGGCGCUGCAGCAGCUGCUGCCGCUGCUGCUGCUGCACCUGCCUCUGCUGCAGCAGCUGCAUGCAUAUGAUGCCUCUCUUUAUGCGAGUGGGUCUCCUGAGCCAGCAACUGAGGAGGCGUCAGCAGCAGCUGCAGCACCUGCAGCAGCAGCAGCAGCAGCAGCAGCAGCAGCAGCAGAAAGACCUAUUGGUGCUGCUGCAGGUGUUUCUGGGUGGGGUUUGUUUCGGCUGCUGGGGUGGAGACAGAUAGCAGAGAGGUGCAGAGACAGCUCAGUUAUAGUGAGGAGACAGGCUGUUGCUGCGCUGCACCUCUUCACUACCACUGCUAUAUAUAAGCUGCUGCAGCAGCAGCAGCAGCAGCAGCAGCAGCAGCAAGAGGAGCAGCAGCAGAAGCAACAACAGCACGAAGAACAGGAGGAGGAACAGCAGCAGCAACAGCAGCAGCAGCAGCAGGUGCAGCUGGGGGAGCAGCAGACAGAGCAGCCAUGUGAACAGCAGGAGAUGCAGCAGCAGCAGCUCGUGCAGCUGCAGGAAACAGAUAGGAGUCCUGCUGCUGCUUCUGCUGCAGCAGCAGCAGGAGGAACAGCAGCAGCAACAGCAGCAGCUGCUGCUGCUUUGACCAGCAGCAUGUGCUGCGCGUGGAGAGAUUUCGUGCUGCAUGCAGCAGCAGCAGCAGACGAGGAGCCCAUGGUGAGGGAGAAGGCGUUUGAGGCGGCUCAGCAGCUGCUGCAGUGCGACAGCAGCAAAACCAGCAGCAGCAGCAGCAGCAGCAGCAGCAGCGCAGCAGCAGCAGCUGCAACAACAGAGGCUGCAGCAGACAUGCUGAUCUGCGGCUCCACAGACGAACACCUAGAGACCCUGAGACAGUUCUAUUUCUCCUGCUGCAGCAAGAGGGGCUAG